GGACAUGCCUGAGAUAUUCUCGUCUUCUCGAAACCACCCCCAUCUUACAACUCUCCAACGUCCCCCUCCGAACAGUACACCAUGUCCCCAAUUGUCAAAGUUGAGUUUGACCCUAAGAACAUGCCAUUCCGCCGGCUGGGUCCCAGUGGUUUGCGAGUGCCGGUGUUCUCAUUGGGUGGUUGGUUGACUCUAGGAGGAACGGUUCUCGGCGAUCCCGUAAAGGAAAUCAUUAAAGUUGCAUUCGAUAAUGGGAUAAACAUGUUCGACACCGCCGAAGCGUACGCCAAGGGUAAGUCGGAGGAGGAAAUGGGUCGAGUGAUCAAAGAACUCGGUCUUCGUCGCACUGACCUUGUUAUCACAACAAAACUCUUCUGGGGUCUGCGUGGGGGUCCUAAUGACGGUGGUCUGUCGAGGAAACACAUCAUCGAGGGAACGAAGGAAUGUCUCGAGCGGCUCGGACUUGACUACGUCGAUGUCAUUUUCGCUCAUCGUCCUGACGUAUCGGUCCCUAUGGAUGAAGUUGUUCGCGCAUUCAACUGGGUAAUCGAGAAGGGCUGGGCGUUCUACUGGGCUACCUCGGAGUGGUCCGCAUAUGAGAUCGAAGAGGCUCACCACGUUGCUAAUAAACUAGGCCUACAAGGUCCCAUCGCGGAACAAUGCCAACACAACAUGUUCCACCGCGAACGCCCUGAGAAGGAGUAUCACGGUUUAUACAAAAAAUACGAUUUGGGCACAACCGUAUUCUCCGCUCUCGCCAGUGGCUUCCUCACUGGCAAGUACAACAACGGUAUUCCGGAUGACUCGCGGUUCGCGAUGCACGCCAUGUUCAAGAACACCGUGGACAGCCUCGAGAGGGAGGAGGGUCUGACGAAGAUCCGGAAAGUAAAGGAACUGAGCAAACUCGCAGAAACCGAGCUCGGGUGCACGGUCACCCAUUUGGCUUUGGCAUGGAUUGCCAAAAACCCCAACACCAGUACCGUUAUCCUCGGAGCUUCGAAACCAGAACAAGUUCUUGACAAUUUGAAAGCUCUCGAAGUCAUCCCUAAACUUACACCUGAGGUGAUGGACAAGAUUGAGGCAAUACUUGAAAACAAGCCCGCAGCUCCCCCUACUUUCGGAAGGCCGGCUUUGGAUAGCUAUGGUCGUUUGUAAUGCAUAUUUGCCCAUAAGGCCUGAGCAUCUGCGGGGCGGAGGUGGGUAAGAUGGAAUGACACAGGAUAAGCAGCAGAUAAAAGUCAACUGUACCAUAUUAGCAUAAUCUUGCAAGUUUGCGUAACAAGCACGGAGAAGUGUCAUGGUGUGGAUUUUACCUCUGUGAUGGUUGACAAACUGUAACGGGGCGAC
This is a messenger RNA of Serpula lacrymans var. lacrymans S7.9, 1344 nucleotides long. RefSeq lists its product as uncharacterized. Bases 82 to 1152 code for a protein of 356 amino acids. The transcript has 12 exons. The record is from RefSeq and is a predicted model, not a curated record. NCBI's taxonomy places the organism in Eukaryota, Fungi, Basidiomycota, Agaricomycetes, Boletales, Serpulaceae.